Molecule: messenger RNA, 1672 nt
Organism: Bufo bufo (common toad)
Lineage: Eukaryota; Metazoa; Chordata; Amphibia; Anura; Bufonidae
Gene: RAB30
Product: RAB30, member RAS oncogene family
Exons: 5
Coding region: 178-789 (203 amino acids)
Biological process (GO): Rab protein signal transduction
Cellular component (GO): trans-Golgi network
Molecular function (GO): GTPase activity; GTP binding
Source: RefSeq, a predicted model, not a curated record
AGAGAGAACUCCAGUGCAUUCAUUGUGCAUGGAGCAGAGGACAGGGCUUGCACUGCAUUGACAACCCAGCAUUGUCCCCAUAGGCAGGAGCCUCCUUUCUCGUCCCAUGACCCGCUGAGCCCGUCUUAUUACGCCCUAUUCUUCUCCUCGUGUAUGCAUCCCACUCCAGCUGUGUAAAUGAGUAUGGAAGAUUAUGACUUUCUAUUCAAGAUCGUACUCAUAGGGAACGCUGGCGUAGGGAAGACCUGUCUGGUGCGGCGCUUUACUCAGGGUCUUUUUCCGCCGGGCCAGGGGGCCACCAUCGGGGUAGAUUUUAUGAUUAAAACUGUGGAAAUAAAAGGUGAAAAAAUAAAGCUCCAGAUAUGGGACACCGCCGGUCAAGAGAGAUUUCGUUCCAUCACCCAAAGUUAUUACCGCAGUGCCAACGCAUUGAUUUUAACCUAUGAUAUAACGUGCGAGGAAUCUUUCCGCUGCCUUCCGGAGUGGCUGCGGGAAAUUGAACAAUACGCUAACAAUGAAGUCAUCACUGUGCUUGUGGGGAACAAGAUCGACCUGGCGGAGAGGAGGGAGGUCUCCCAACAAAGAGCUGAAGAAUUUGCCGGAUCCCAAAACAUGUAUUACCUAGAAACCUCUGCCAAAGAGUCAGACAACGUGGAGAAACUCUUCCUGGACUUAGCAUGCCGCCUCAUCAGCGAGGCCAGGCAAAACGCCUUGGUGAACAAUGUAGACUCUUCUUUGCCGGGAGAAGGGAAAACCAUCAGUUAUUUGAACUGCUGUAACUUUAACUAGCGGUCAGGAAAAAGCAAAAACAAACAGUCACCAUGGGCUGAAGGCCUUUUCACCAGAUGGUUUCCCUCUGGCUGAUGUUGCUACGAUUCUGGCCACAGAGGUGAACAGAGGACCAAUACGGAAGUCACCAAUGUUUGGUGGCAGGUGGCCGAUAGGAGGACGCAAAGAGUCCUGUCGACAAGUCUUGGGUACAACCUAGAACAUAAAACCCCCUAUAUUCAUAUAUAUAACGAAAUGCUGCAUACCACACUGGGUUUUUGUUAAACUUUUUGUUUUUUUAGUUCUAGUAGAUAGAAAAGCAUCUUCGAGGAAGCAGAAGCCAACAGCCGUCGUACGUUUAUCCGACUGGAAUUGAACAAACUGAGAACUUUUUAUAAUUAUUUGGAAUGCUAGCUCCACUUUUAAUGCAACUUUUUGAGACCGAGGAUGUUCCUUAUAACCGUCCAGGGACUUCUCCUGGAUUUUAAUGACUGAGAUUUUCUUAAUUUCCUAUAAACUGUGAUGGAAGGAAGAGCCGUUUUCAUUGACGUUCUGCAGGAAUAAACGAAUGUUGAUUAUUAUUUUGCAUUUAUGUAGAUCUCCAACAACAACAAAAAAUCUUGGCUGCAGGUAUCGACCUUUAUUUUGCCCAAAAAAAUUAAAAAUGUUUUUUUUUGAACGGUUUUAAGUAGAAGAGCCAUUGUUUGUAUGAAACGAUGAGAUUGGGGGGGGGGGGGGGGGAAAUAGCGUUAUGGUUGCCGCAUCAGCAUUUAAAUGUUUUUACAGGUCAUGUCUGUAGAACUUUGCAAGCGGAAUAUGCACUGUAACCCAUAGCAGAAAGUCUUUUUUUUUUCUAUAUCACAAUGGUAUCCACUUGAAAGAAUGAAUAAACAGUUGUACGGGC